This is a messenger RNA of Kalmanozyma brasiliensis GHG001, 987 nucleotides long. RefSeq names its product Protein kinase domain protein. Gene Ontology annotation, biological process: protein phosphorylation. The record is from RefSeq and is a predicted model, not a curated record. The transcript has a single exon. NCBI's taxonomy places the organism in Eukaryota, Fungi, Basidiomycota, Ustilaginomycetes, Ustilaginales. Gene Ontology annotation, cellular component: cytoplasm; nucleus. Gene Ontology annotation, molecular function: ATP binding; cyclin-dependent protein serine/threonine kinase activity. The coding region runs from base 1 to 987 and encodes 328 amino acids.
AUGAACUACGUUCAGCUCGAAAAGCUCGGCGAGGGCACAUACGCCACCGUGUACAAGGGCCGAUCAAGGCUCAACAACGAGAUUGUUGCGCUCAAGGAGAUCCACCUCGACGCUGAAGAGGGCACACCCUCGACAGCGAUCCGCGAAAUCUCGCUCAUGAAGGAGCUGCGCCACACCAACAUUGUGCGCCUCUACGAUGUCAUCCACACAGAGUCCAAGCUGAUGCUCGUCUUCGAGUUCAUGGAGCAAGACUUGAAAAAGUACAUGGAGAUUCACGGCCACCGCUGCGCGCUCGAUCCCGUUACCGUCCGCUCCUUCAUGUUCCAGCUACUCAAGGGCACUGCAUUCUGCCACGAGAACCGAGUACUACACCGCGAUCUCAAGCCUCAAAAUCUUCUCAUCAACAAGCGCGGCGAGCUCAAGCUGGCCGAUUUUGGUCUUGCCCGUGCCUUUGGUAUCCCUGUCAACACCUUCUCGAACGAGGUCGUUACCUUGUGGUACCGUGCACCCGAUGUGCUGCUUGGCUCGCGAACCUACUCGACGUCGAUUGAUAUCUGGAGUGCAGGAUGCAUCAUGGCCGAGAUGAUCUCGGGUCUUCCUCUCUUCCGUGGACGCGACAACAAUGACCAGCUCAACCAGAUUCUCCGCAUCCUGGGUACACCGGACGACAACACCAUGAAGAGGCUCGUCAACGACUCGCCCGAGAUCCAAGUGCGACCGUUCCCUCGGGUGCCAAGAGUCCCCUUCCAGAACAUGUUCCCCAAGGCGCAUCCCUUGGCGAUCGACUUGCUCGACAAGCUGCUCAAGUUCGACCCAACACAGCGCAUUUCGGCCGACGAAGCACUCCGACACCCCUACUUUACCACAUCAGCUGCCAUCGCUGGUCUUCCGCACCCGCAAAGCAACAGCCAGUUGAAUAUGGGCAACGGCGGUGCUCCUCAGCAGGGCUCGUAUCAGCAAGGCGUCCCCGGCCAGCAGGUCAACUGA